AUGUCCGUGUCAUCCUCCACUUCAUCGCUUCUCUCGAUGGACUCGAAGGCUCCAUGGCCCGAUUUCAUUAUCAAGAGACUGGAAUGGCCCGCUAGUGGCGUUCGGUUCUCGUUUCGUGAUCGCUACCUCAAUCCAGACAAGUUGUCGCUUUGGCUUCAUACAUCUUUUGGGCCGGGAAAGGCAAAGUUCGCGCUAUACAAUAGCCACUAUUAUGUCAUGGCACCGAGGAAGCCAAACAAGCAAAAGUGGAUCGGUCCGGAACGGCACGAUGUGGACCGAGCGUUGACUUCAAGUGUCUUGGGUCACCGCAAGGGCCAAGAUAUGAAGACUUAUAGGUAG
Exophiala oligosperma is the source of this 339-nucleotide messenger RNA. RefSeq lists its product as uncharacterized. The record is from RefSeq and is a predicted model, not a curated record. Bases 1 to 339 code for a protein of 112 amino acids. The transcript has 3 exons. NCBI's taxonomy places the organism in Eukaryota, Fungi, Ascomycota, Eurotiomycetes, Chaetothyriales, Herpotrichiellaceae.